GCUCCAAGCUUGGUUGUUUUCAUCAGUGCUAAGAUUACUUUCAGCCAUCCAGCUUCUGUCCUUCCUGGUCGUGUCGUCCUCUGUGAAUACCUGAUCACAGGUUGUUCUGUUUCCUCUGCAGACAUGGCCUCAGCUCCAGCACAGCAGCCCACCCUCACUGUUGAGCAGACCAGAGUGGUACUGAGUGAGGUGAUCCAGGCCUUCUCUGUACCAGAAAAUGCUGCGAGGAUGGAGGAGGCUCGAGAAAGUGCCUGCAACGACAUGGGCAAGAUGCUGCAGCUUGUGCUCCCCGUGGCCACCCAGAUUCAGCAAGAGGUUAUCAAAGCUUACGGCUUCAACAACGAAGGAGAGGGUGUCCUAAAAUUUGCCAGAUUGGUGAAGAUGUAUGAAACCCAGGACCCUGAAAUUGCAGCCAUGUCAGUUAAACUUAAGUCUCUCCUCCUGCCACCGCUGUCAACACCACCUAUAGGAGGCGCCAUUCCAGCUUCAUAGGAUUUCCAUAUUUAUAUUCAUUGGUCAACAGCAAGGUUGCUUUCAUCUAAUGCUUUGGAUCAGCAUGGACAUACUGUAAUUCCAAUAUCUUGUCGAUCACCUACUUUUCUUUCUUGAGAAAUAAUGGAAAAAUGAUAGUUUCAAGCUUGAUACACUAAUACGUUCCAUCAAAGACAAAUUCAUACUUAACCUACAUUAUGGUCGCAUUUAAAGCAUCCUUGCAAAAACGUGUUAAAUUAUUGCUUUUUAAAUGUAUCAGUAUUUAUUUGUGACAUGUUACACUUUGACCAUUUUCUUACAUUAUUGAACCUUAAACAUUUCCUUUAAUGCCAUCUUUUUUUUCUCAUUUUAAACCAUUUUUAUAUACUGUCAGAUGUCACUUUUGUUACAUAUUAAAAGGUUUUC
Molecule: messenger RNA, 897 nt
Organism: Chelmon rostratus (copperband butterflyfish)
Lineage: Eukaryota; Metazoa; Chordata; Actinopteri; Chaetodontiformes; Chaetodontidae
Gene: grcc10
Product: gene rich cluster, C10 gene
Exons: 4
Coding region: 124-492 (122 amino acids)
Biological process (GO): post-embryonic development
Source: RefSeq, a predicted model, not a curated record